Ixodes scapularis (black-legged tick) is the source of this 1899-nucleotide messenger RNA. RefSeq names its product cytosol aminopeptidase. NCBI's taxonomy places the organism in Eukaryota, Metazoa, Arthropoda, Arachnida, Ixodida, Ixodidae. The transcript has 16 exons. Bases 84 to 1697 code for a protein of 537 amino acids. Gene Ontology annotation, molecular function: metalloaminopeptidase activity; manganese ion binding. The record is from RefSeq and is a predicted model, not a curated record. Gene Ontology annotation, biological process: proteolysis. Gene Ontology annotation, cellular component: cytoplasm.
GCGACGUCAUCGCUUGCACAUGUUCGGGUCGACGGCUCAUCGUCGAGGGAUCUAAAAGGAAAAAAAAGAAAGAAGAUAGGUAAAUGCUGAACCGCUGUUUUGCGACAACCUUGUCGAGACCACUUGUAGUCUCAGCUAGCAUCGCAGCAGCACGGCGCCUGAGUACUUCGAUGGCGUGCCAGACAUCGCUUCUGCCCUCAUUUUCAAGAAAUACUGUCUCCGCUAACCCUCAGAAGCAAGGCUUGGUGCUCGGGGUAUAUCAGGAGGACAAGGAUGCAGACUUCAUCCUCACGCCAGCGGCGAAGCAGUUUUCUGGCACCAUCGGCACCAAGUUCACGGACAUGCUUCAGUUGACCAAGGGUGCCUUUAAGAAGGGAGAGACCAGGGUAUUCUAUGGAUUGAAUGAGAAGUACCCCUUCGCCUCUGUCGUCCACCUUGGCCCCAAGCAGCCGGAAGGGGCCCAACUGGAAGACCGUGAUGAGGUGGCCGAAAACGUCCGUGUCGCCAUCUCCGCUGGGGUUCGAGGCCUGCGGUCUGUUGGCGCCACCAGCAUUGAAGUGGACCCCUGUGGCAAUGCGGAAGCGGCGGCCGAGGGAUCCAAUUUGACACUGUUUGCUUACGAAGACCUGAAGAAGAAGGAAUCUCGUAAACCGCCCGUGUCCUUGUCCCUCUUUGGAGGUCACGACGCGCACGGGUGGCAGCGCGGACUGACGAAGUCGGAGGCCCAGAACUUUGCACGGUGGCUGAUGGAAUCUCCGGCCAAUCGCAUGACGCCGACCCGGUUCGCAGACGCCGCUGCUGCGACUUUGGGCAAGAAAGGCGUCACGGUCAUCGCAAGGGACCAGCAGUGGAUCGAGGAGCAGAGUAUGGGGUCCUACCUGAGUGUGACCAGGGGCUCUGAGGAACCGCCGGUGUUCCUCGAGCUGCACUACGAAGGUGCCAAAGGCGAGCAGCAGCCUCUGGUUCUCGUCGGCAAGGGCAUCACCUUUGACAGCGGAGGCAUCUCGCUGAAGCCAUCGGCCAACAUGGACCGCAUGCGCGGGGACAUGGGUGGCGCCGCCUGCGUGGUGGCUGCCUUCUCGGCCGUCGCGUCGCUCGGCAUUCCCAUCAAGAUGGUCGGACUUAUCCCUCUCUGUGAGAACCUGCCAAGUGGGAAAGCAACCAAGCCGGGAGACGUGGUGACUGCCAUGAACGGAACCACCAUACAGGUCGACAACACUGAUGCAGAGGGACGUCUUGUCCUGGCCGACGCGCUCUGCUACUCUGCCACCUUCAACCCGAAGGCCGUGGUAGACCUGGCAACCCUCACCGGUGCCAUGAGUGUAGCACUGGGAGCCGGUGCGGCCGGGGCCUUUUGCACCUCCGACGCCCUCUGGAACCUGUUGCACGAGGCGGGAAAGACCAGCGGCGACCGCCUCUGGCGCAUGCCGCUGUUCGAGUUCUACCGCAAGGGCAUGAUCAAGAGCACCCUGGCUGACAUCAACAAUAUCAGCAAGGCCGGGCCCUCCGGAGGAGCAUGCAGCGCGGCUGCCUUUCUCAAGGAAUUCGUGAAGGCAGAACACUGGGCUCACCUGGACAUUGCCGGUGUCAUGGACAACAAGGACGAAGUUCCCUACCUCGGCGCUGGAAUGGCGGGGCGUCCAGUUCGCACCCUGGUGGAGUUUGUUGAAAGACUGUCGAAGGUGGAGAGCCUUUGAUAGGAACUUGUGUCCCUAGGAAUGCUGAAUUUUUUUUAUCGUUCCUCGGUACCUGAUGUUGGUCAAAACGACGUCUUGUCCUUGGGUUUUUAAGGGUAAUAGGUGGUUAUAUACAUUUGAUAUUGAGAUUUUUGUGCCUUCUUUACUCUCUCUUUCUUUUCGGUAAUAAAAAUAAAUGGUCUUUUUAGGAAUAAUGGUUAAA